This is a messenger RNA of Microsporum canis CBS 113480, 2568 nucleotides long. Its product is annotated as beta-mannosidase. Gene Ontology annotation, biological process: carbohydrate metabolic process; glycoprotein catabolic process. Gene Ontology annotation, molecular function: beta-mannosidase activity. The transcript is spliced from 3 exons. Lineage: Eukaryota; Fungi; Ascomycota; Eurotiomycetes; Onygenales; Arthrodermataceae. The record is from RefSeq and is a predicted model, not a curated record. The coding region runs from base 1 to 2568 and encodes 855 amino acids.
AUGGUCCAGCGAAGAUUCUUUCCGAUAGACAAGUCCUGGACUUUUAGGGAGGCUUGCGUGAAUACCUCCAAGUUUCUUCCUGUCUCGCAAUUCCCUACAUGCAUUCACUUGGACCUAAUCCACCAUGGAAUCAUCCAAGAUCCAUUCACUGGGGCUACUGAGAAACAAGUUCAGUGGGUUGGUGAAAGAGCCUGGAUAUACCGUACCGCAUUUGUCGCCCCUCAACUAGGAGAUAAUGAAAAGGCUGUCCUUGCAUUCGACGGGCUUGACACCUACACGUCUGUUCACCUCAACGGGAAAGAAAUCCUCGAGACUAAUAACAUGUUCAUCCCUGAGCGAGUGGAUAUAACAUCUCUUCUUCGUGGAUUUAAUGAUCAAAACAAUGUCCUCGAAAUUACAUUCGAUAGCGCCUUUAUUAGAGGUAAGGAGGAGCAAAAGAAGUAUCCUAAACACCGUUGGGGAUGCUGGAAUGGUGACCCUAGCCGCCUUGCAGUGCGAAAGGCACAGUAUCACUAUGGUUGGGAUUGGGGUCCAGUCCUGUUGACCUGUGGUCCAUGGCGUCCAAUUGUUCUUGAAGUAUACUCAGCUCGUGUUGCGGACCUUUAUUAUACUACAAAGUUCAAAAGCUGUCUGAAGGAGGCUGAAAUCUCAAUCACGGCCGAUGUAGAAGGGCGUGCCUCAGAGGUGAUCUUCAGCUUAUCACUUGAUACCCAAGAGCAAGACGCAGGAAACCAAUUCAUUGUAGCUGCAUCAGUGAAAGACGGAAAGGCCACAGCCACUAUACGUUUAAAAAACCCACAGCUUUGGUAUCCCGCUAGAUAUGGUAGCCAGCCCCUAUAUUCGUUGAGAGCGAAGCUGGUUUAUAACGAUGUGGUCCUCGAUAUACUGUGUAAAAGAAUUGGUCUGCGCAAAUUUGAACUCAUCCAACGAAGCUUAGAAGGGAGCCCAGGAACAACAUUCCUGUUUGAGAUCAACAACGUCCCGGUCUUCUGUGGAGGAAGUAACUGGAUACCCGCUGAUAGCUUCAUCCCUCGAAUUUCCCGACAACGAUACCGCGACUGGCUCAAGCUGGCAGUUGAUGGGAAUCAGACCAUGCUUCGAGUUUGGGGUGGUGGUAUUUACGAGCAAGACGCAUUUUAUGAAGCUUGUGAUGAGUAUGGGCUUCUCGUGUGGCAAGAUUUCAUGUUUGCGUGUGGGAACUACCCUGCCCAUAAGGUGUUUCUAGAGUUGGUAGAACAGGAAGCGGAAGCCAAUGUCAAAAGGCUAAGGCACCACCCUUCUAUUGUCAUUUGGGCUGGUAAUAACGAAGACUAUGCGUACCGCGAGAGCGAGAAACUACAAUAUGACCCUUCUGAUAAAGACCCCCACAGCUGGUUGAAGACUAAUUUUCCUGCACGUUUUAUAUAUGAGAAACUUCUCGUGGAUGUGACAAGGCGACUGACUCCCGAUACAUAUUAUCAUUUUGGCUCUCCUUAUGGUGGGAGCAUCAGCAGCGACCCAACUAUCGGGGACAUCCAUCAAUGGAAUGUCUGGCAUGGUACUCAGGAAAAGUACCAGAACUUUGACAAAUUAAUUGGUCGGUUCGUGUCCGAGUUCGGCAUGCAAGGCCUCCCCAAUAUAGAAACAAUCAAUAGCAUGCUGCCUCGAGGUGAAAAUGACACGGACAGGUAUCCAAACUCCUUUACUCUGGACUAUCACAAUAAGGCAACGGGACAUGAAAGGCGUUUAGCGACUUAUUUAGUUGAAAAUGUUCGGUACACAUUUAGUCCAUUGGAGCAAUACAUACACUGCACCCAGGUAAUGCAGGCAGAAUGUGUGUCAACUGCAUUUCGCUUAUGGAAGCGUCAAUGGAAAGGGAAGAGCAGAGAGUAUUGUGCCGGAGUUCUGGUAUGGCAACUCAACGAUUGUUGGCCCGUUAUAUCGUGGUCAAUUGCAGAUUAUCGCCUGCGCCCAAAGCAUGCAUAUUUUACGAUAAAAAGAGAACUAGCUCCCAUCACUGUUGGGAUAAAGAGAGCAGUUCAACAGGCCGCACUUGAGGGCACUGAUUCGAGCUCCUUCACAAUUGAACUAUGGGUUACCAAUCUCACGCUAGUGCCCAGCGCUCUUAAAGUGCAGCUUCGGGCCUGGGAUAUUAUUAGUGGGAAACAGACAUAUCUAGCAGAUGUGGGGGAAGAGGCUACCUUUCCAGCGAACCAGACGACAGAGUUGGGGAGGUUUGAGAUUCCGGAGGCCGUCCAAGGCUCAAGAAGUUCAUCUCAGACAGUUGUUGCGGCGUACCUCAGCCAAGGUGACCAGCAGAUUUCACGCUUCGUCAACUGGCCGGAGCCAUUGAAAUAUCUCGAUCUACAAAUUCCGCGUGCACUUAAAAUGGAACUUUCGGAGGACAAACGUCUUUUGCAAUUAUCUGCUGAAGUCCCGGUGAAAGGCUUGGCUGUGUUCUCGAGUGCCGAUGAUUUGGUCUUUGAAGAUAAUUGUAUAGACCUCGUCCCUGGAGAGGCUGUCUCAAUUGGUAUCCGCGGGUUAAAAGGCGGCAAGGUAGAGGAUCUUACUCUACGGUACCUGAAGUGA